Messenger RNA from Camellia sinensis, 1134 nucleotides. RefSeq names its product protein SIEVE ELEMENT OCCLUSION B-like. The record is from RefSeq and is a predicted model, not a curated record. NCBI's taxonomy places the organism in Eukaryota, Viridiplantae, Streptophyta, Magnoliopsida, Ericales, Theaceae. Gene Ontology annotation, biological process: phloem development.
AUGUAUGGUAAAUGGAAUGGAAUUGACAUACAGACUAAAUUUUGGUUUGUUGCAGCUGAAAAAAAGUAUAUUGAAGCAUUUCAAUUGCUUGUUUGCCCCUUUGAGAUGGCACACAUCGAUAACAUGAAGAUCCUCAAAGCUCUGAUUUAUGCUGAGGAUGAUCAACUGCCACUUGUUGAUGGUUCUAAUAAGAAACGGGUUAGCAUUGAUGUGCUAAGGAGAAAGAAUGUGUUGUUACUCAUUUCAGACUUAGACCUCUCCCAUGAAGAGCAUUUCAUACUCGAUCAAAUGUACACUGAGUCUCGACAAAACCCGACAAGGUCGGAGAGUCAGUAUGAGGUUGUAUGGCUCCCAGUCCUCGACAGAACAAUCCCAUGGAAUGAUGCGAAGCAACAGAAAUUUGAGGCCAUUCAAGCUUCGAUGCCCUGGUUCUUGCUGCAGCACCCUUCACUGCUUGAUCCAGCAGUCAUCAAGUACAUUAAAGAGGUCUGGCACUUCAACAAGAAGCCUCUGCUUGUGGUGUUAGACCAACAAGGCAAAGUUGUGAAUCCUAAUGCAAUCCAUAUGAUGUGGAUUUUGGGAAGUAUGGCUUUUCCAUUUACUAGCUUGAAGGAGGAAGCACUUUGGAAAGAGACAACUUGGUCAAUUGAGUUAUUGGCAGAUUCCAUCGAUCAAUCCAUUGUUAAUUGGAUUGUAGAUAGAAAGUACAUUUGCUUGUAUGGAGGAGAGGACCUAGAGUGGAUCCGAAAAUUUACGUACAUAGCAAAAGCUGUUGCAAAAGCAGCAGACAUCACAUUGGAGAUGUUGUAUGUAGGAAAAAGCAACCCAAGGGAAAAAGUUCGGAAGAUCAGCAACACUAUCUUGAGUGAGAAUCUCGGCCACAUAUUGUCAGACCCAACUCUCAUGUGGUUCUUUUGGGUGAGGUUAGAAAGCAUGCGGCACUCCAAGAUGCAACACGGUAAGUCUGUAGAGAAUGAUCUCAUAAUGCAAGAGAUCAUGACAAUUCUGGGCUUUGAUAGAAGUGAGCAGGGAUGGGCUGUGAUUAGUCAUGGCACGGCUGAGAUGGCUAAAGCCAAAGGUGACACCAUGUUGACUAGCUUGACCAAACAUGAAGAUUAGAAGGAUCAAGCUAAU